AUGAAGGUUCUUACCUUCAUAGGGGUCAAGGGGAAGCAAUUGAGUGGUAAGUGUGUUUUGGAUAUUUACGGAGAUACAGCCACUAAGUUUUGUGUAUUUUACUCGCAGCGGGUACUGUACAUACAGCAUCUGCAGCAAGUAAAAUAUACAAAACCCAGGGGCUGUACCUCUGUAUAGAAAUUGGAAAGUGAGUUACAGGCUAGCCUAGCCUCGUGCAUCCCAGACCUGGUGUGAAGUUCGUUACGGGGCCUCCGGGGCCCCGAAAACUAUGGGUCCUUGCCCCCAUUCCCCGCCCUGACCCGGCGUUUGGCCCGGGGCAGGGCGUAUUUUCUCCUCCAUUCCCUCCCCAGCCCAAUACGGCCCCCCGCCCUGGCCACCCCCCUGUAUGGGGCCCUGCUAUUGCCCCCACCAAAUUAUAUGGCUGGGAGCAUAAUUGGGGUCGCCCAGUAGCCCCCGUGGGGGGGGGGGGCGUGGGGCGGGGGACUCGGAGGGGGGAGAUUGGCGGCGUCCCGUAGCUGUAACGAGGCAGGGAGAACUUGCGGAAACCCACCCUCCCCCACCCCGUAACGAACACUAACCUGGUGCGAAGGAACCACCGUACUUUGGUUGUGGCUUUCGCCCCAUCACUUGUCGUCGUAGUUGAUGCAAGGCUUAGUCGGAGGGAUACUAAAAAAGAUAUUGAGAGCGUUCGGGAGGAGCUCAGUGCUUUUUGUGUUGCUAUCGAUGCCCACUUCGUUGCUAUCGAUGCCCGCUUCAAUGAGGUGAACCAAAAACUGGGGGAUCUCGCCAGUAGACUCAGCCUUAUUGAGUAUAAACAAAAUUUUAUGCAGGCAUUUGCCCUGCAGGCUGCCGUGAAGACGAUGAAGGUUCUUGAUGGUAGCGGCAAGGAGGACCUAAAAGUUUUUAUUAAGGAUGGGGAGGAACUAAUGAAAUGCAUGGAACGUGGGGGAGAAGGAUGUGGGGAGAAUGAAAUAUAA
Messenger RNA from Tuber aestivum (summer truffle), 977 nucleotides. The record is from the annotation of a GenBank genome assembly. Lineage: Eukaryota; Fungi; Ascomycota; Pezizomycetes; Pezizales; Tuberaceae.